Molecule: messenger RNA, 411 nt
Organism: Coprinopsis cinerea okayama7#130
Lineage: Eukaryota; Fungi; Basidiomycota; Agaricomycetes; Agaricales; Psathyrellaceae
Exons: 4
Coding region: 1-411 (136 amino acids)
Source: RefSeq, a predicted model, not a curated record
AUGUGCAUCGGAAGCGCGUACGGGUCCACGGCCUUUACUGGUCGUGAGGACGGUCUUCGUCCUCUGGGCUAUGUACUAUUGACAUCCCCAGCCUCCGCCUCCGCUGCACCGAGGAAACUCAAAUCCUCGGACGCCGAGAUGGGUGAAUUCGCUCACGACGACCAAGUGUCGGGGAGCUCGCAGAGGCGUACUGUCGAAUACAUUCGAACCUCAGAGACUGCUGCCACCGUAGGAAUUGGGGAAACUUCAGCUUCUAGCGUCGUUGCCGGGCGUAGUGCUCACUGGGACAACACCCUACAUAUCGCUAUUCGGUGCAGUUUGAAGAAAAUGAAAAACACAGCUGCAAUAGAAGCGCAGCUUAAGGGCCAGACGGGAGCAGGGCUUACAGUGAUGGAUGCCAUUCACCCUUGA